AUGCCGCUGAAGAACAAGUACGGGGUUUUAAAAAUUGGGAUAGAGUACGACUACAGCGGUGGGGACUGCCACGAGAUAGACGAGUUGAGUCCAGAUUUCCUCGUAACAAAACUGUUCAGAGGAAACCAGGCACAUGGAAAAUUGCUUAGCCAUUCUAACUACGCUGCUUCACCAUGCGGAAGCCUGAACACAUAUAAGGUAGACCCCCUUUUUGGUCACAAAUUUGAGGAUAACGACAUUUGGAAGCAAAACAUCUACGGGGUCACUUCUGAAUGGAUCGACCCAGAUAAUGAGAGCGAGCAUCUAAGUGCAUACUCUCUCGACGCGCUGAACAAAGAAAUGCAGUGGGCCAGUUACAUAUCCAUAUCCCACCUAAUUGUGAACCCUCCGUCUUACAGGAAGUGCGAUAAUUACGCUAGAUGCAUCAAUGCCAAUAUUCACAACUACAAUGGGGUGUCUAUCAUUGUCAAAGUGCCGCUAGCAAUAAGGGUGGAAAGGGAGGCACUUGAGGAUAGCCCCCGUGGUGGUGGGGGGGCAUCCUCCUACCAAACCUUGAAUGGCUGGAAUUUGUGGGCAAAUUUUACCCCCUACUGCAACGACAAUUUUUCCAAUUUGAGCGUAGGUAUAGAAUUAGUAAACCCUCAAAAUGUCGACAUUAAAGGUAUGAAUUUAGAUGUGUGGAAAUCGGAACCAGUGAAAUUAAUCCUCAUACCGCUGAAUGUAUUUGCCAUUGAUUCGAAGACAGGUUAUCCUUAUCUACCCAAAAAGUUAAAAGACCUGUUAGUGUACUUUUUUAGAAAAAAUAUCGAAAUAGUAUUAACAGGAAGAGGCAAAAAUGAGUACCCCUUGCUGAAUGGUGUGAAGAAGGAGGAAGUGCACAGUAGUGGUACCCUCCAAUCCGAUGUGCACUUCCUCAAGUGCUGCAUUUAUUACUUAAAAAGGCUUUUCAUGUCCAUCGAAAAUUUCGAUAACGAAACGCUGUUUGAUAGUGCUUACUGGGACUAUUUGCAGAUACCUUUGCAACCAUUGAAGGAUAAUUUACCCUCCCAAACGUAUGAAAUUUUCGAAAAGGACAGAACCAAGUAUGAGCAGUAUGAACUAGCCAUUAGCAAGUACCUGUCCGUGGAAUUACAAAAAGGGGGAAAUAACAAUGUGAAGGGAAGAGACAGAGAUAUCAUCAUCUUUGUGGUGGGCGCAGGAAGAGGACCACUAGUGGACUGUACCCUGCAAGCCUUAGAAAAGAAUAAAAUCAGCAUGUAUCAAAUUUACGCAAUAGAAAAAAAUGAUAGUGCCAUUUUGGUGUUGCAAAAUAGGGCAACUACCAACCCGAAGUGGAAACAAGUUAACGUAAUACAUAGCGACAUGAGGUACCUCCAAAUAGAGAAAAAGGCAGAUUUAAUUGUAAGUGAAUUGUUAGGCUCCUUUGGAGAUAACGAAUUAUUUCCAGAAUGCUUAGAUGGAAUACAAAAGUAUCUCCAAGACGAUGGGGUGAGCAUUCCGCAAAAUUGUGUAUCCUACAUGGAGCCCAUUUCUUGCGCACAAAUUUACCACAAAAUAGGACAAAAUAAUUUCACAGGAUAUAAUGAAAUAUUCUACAUUGUAAAUAUGUACUCCUACUGCAAAAUUUCGGAUGGUGAACCGGCUGAAUGUUUCACUUUCCAAGUCCCCAACGAAAAAAUCCAAAAGGAUAACUCACACAAUAAUCGUUACAAACGUUUAAACUUUACCAUUAAUAUGAACUCUUACUUGCAUGGAUUUUUAUGCUAUUUUAAAAGCCAGCUUUAUGAGGAUGUCUACUUGUCCAUCGAACCUAAUACACAUACGAAGAAUUUACACAGCUGGUACCCUUUAUAUAUCCCCAUAAAUAAAAUUUUAUUUUUAGAACAAGGCCAGACGUUGUCUGUAAGUAUCUGGCGCUUGACGGAUAGCCACAAAAUUUGGUACGAAUGGUGUGUUAACGGACCGCAGUCAACCUGCAUUCACAACUACAAUGCGAAGCACUUUUCUAUUGGUCGAUGA
Plasmodium coatneyi is the source of this 2019-nucleotide messenger RNA. Its product is annotated as Protein arginine N-methyltransferase. Gene Ontology annotation, cellular component: nucleus; cytosol. The record is from RefSeq and is a predicted model, not a curated record. Bases 1 to 2019 code for a protein of 672 amino acids. Gene Ontology annotation, biological process: peptidyl-arginine N-methylation; regulation of DNA-templated transcription. The transcript has a single exon. Lineage: Eukaryota; Apicomplexa; Aconoidasida; Haemosporida; Plasmodiidae.